AUGGCGUGGCGGCGACAUGGCUGGGGGAUGGUGGCGGCGGUGAUUGCGGGAUGCUUGCUGAUGACGCGCUAUCUCGAUGCACACAGCGACAGGGAUGAGCUGUACGAGGUUGGCCCAGGAACCACGUUGCAGAUACAGACAGCGCAGGGACCCAUGACCUUGACAGUGGAUUCCCAGAUGAACCCCGAGGGAUACGUGCAUGCUUAUGGGCAACAGAACGGGAGGGUUUACGCUGGGUACGUGAAGCUCACCGCUGCAAACCCCGCUGCCUCCCAAGCGUUAGAAUCCGCUCCCACAUCAGCUCAGCAGGAGCUCUCAAACUAUCCCUUGCAGAACCCCAUGUCGCAGCAAGUAGCUUACAACCAGGCUGUUCAGCAAUGGAACAUGCCACAGCCCAGCUAUCAAGCACCCGUCCAACAACAGUCUGCUCCUCAUUUCCAGUUGCACAUAUCAGGAGAUGGGGCUGUCACACUUAACGGGCAACCUGUGAGUGCCGCUGACUCUAAGACAGCUGCCAUCCUGCGCCUGCUUGCGAAACGUGCGUCCACGUCCAAUAGAAUACAUCCGAGUAAUUUGGAGAGCGAGAUUUCACAAGCGCGGUCAGUCCUCACGAGACUGGAGUCUCUGAAGCAAGCGCAAGGGAGGAGGGAGAUGCUGACAGAAGGCGGUGUUGCCCAACGGAGACACAGAAGCCACGAUGACGAGGUGUCGAGAAGGGCGAUCCUCGCAGCGAUGCGAUCUUUGUCCAGGAAAGUCGAUGACAUUGCACAGAAGCAGAAAACCAUGGAGAGCACGGUCUCCAAGGUGAAGAAGAUAAUGCGUUACAAUCCGAUCGGUGUAUAGAAGUCCAAGGGCGAGAGUUGUGGGAAUUUGAAUUUUUAUUGAUCAUUGGGCACACUUCAGACACAUUCCGAAAUCUUCAAGACUGUUCAGGGUCAUGUAGGAUAAAGCAGCAUCCCCCAGGUGCAAGUAAGGUUCUACAGCAUAUCAUUCUAUCCGUCCAUUCAAGGC
Guillardia theta CCMP2712 is the source of this 1011-nucleotide messenger RNA. RefSeq lists its product as hypothetical. The transcript has 4 exons. The record is from RefSeq and is a predicted model, not a curated record. Bases 1 to 843 code for a protein of 280 amino acids. NCBI's taxonomy places the organism in Eukaryota, Cryptophyceae, Pyrenomonadales, Geminigeraceae.